AUGUCUAUCGAAUCAUAUGAUAUUCCAACAAUGUUAUUGAAAGAUAAGGAACUGAAAGAUUUAUUAAAAUAUGUUUAUAAAAAUGAAUCAUUAUUAAAAGAAAAUGGCGCAAUUAAAUUAAUUCCACCAAAAAAGUUUAAAAAUCUAUUAAAAAAAACACCAAUAAAUGUUCCAUUACGUUCAACAAUUCAACAAGUUACACAAAUUGGUAAUGAUGAUUUAAUUUAUUCAAUAAAAACAAAUUCAUUGAAUGAAAAUAAAGAAAUUUUAAACGAAAAUAUUUUACUAAAUGAUGAAACAUUUUGGUUAUUAUUACCAAAUGGAUCGAAUACAGAAAAUAUCUCAAAUAUUUCAAUAAUUAAUGAUCAAUCAUUAUUUUUAAAACGUGUUGAUCGUGAUCAAUUUGAUUUUCAUGACUUACCUUUUAAAUCACUUUUAAAAUUAUCUGGAAAAAAAUUUUGUAAGAAAUACUCAUCAACAUUAAUCAAAGCACAUGGACCCGGUGCAAUAUUUCCUUUAUCUGCAAAUAAACAAAAUCUUUAUCAACUAAAUUAUCAUCAUGAAGGUGGUAUUCGUUACUGGUAUAUAAUUCCAUCAGAAGAAAGAAAAAAAUUUGAAAAAGUAUUUCAAGAAAAUAAACCAUCAAUAUGUGUCGAACAUGAUGAAAUUAUAAUUAAUCCAUCAUUCUUUAAUAAAUUUAAUAUAAAAUAUAAAAAAGUAACUCAAGAAGCAAAUGAAAUACUUAUUUUAGCAUCUGGAAUUCUUUCACAAAGCUUCACCCAAGAUGAAAUUCUAUGUGAAUCAAUUCAUUUUGGUUUACCAUCUUGGGUUUUUGAUCAGUUUACCAGAAAUUCGUCUUUAUGCCGUUGUAAAUUAUCGUCAAAUUCAAAUAAAGAUGAAGCAAUUGAUAUGAAUUUGUAUAAUGAUGCAGCUAUUCAAAAAUAUAUUCAAAAAUAUUUUCAAAUUAAUAUUCAUCAAAAUAAAGAUUCUGAAUUAGAUGAAGCUAUACCAUUUCUCGAUAAUAUUCAUGAAGAAGAUCUUUUGAUGGACAUUAGUAAUGAAUCAAUGCAAUUUUCACAAUUUCAUAAUGAAACUGAUUUUAAUGAAAUAUUUCCAUUAGAAGAUUUUCCCAGUGAUAUUUUUAUGAAUAAUAAUGAACCUGUGUCUUUAACUUCUGAACAAGUAUUAAAUAUUCUUGAUAUACCAUCAUUAUCUAAUGAACAAAUCUAUUUAAAUAAUAAUAGUUUAUCAACAAUAACAAAUCACAAAAAAUUUAUAAUGAAAAAAACAAAUAAUCAAUAUAAAAUUGAUGUAAAGAAAAUCUUACAUUUAUCGAAUCUUAGUAAACAAAUAACAAAAAACAAUCUUCGAUAUUUUUUUAAUGAUUCAAGUAAAAUUUUAUUAAAACAAAGUCGAUUACCACCAUAUCUUAAUUAUGCAUUUGUAUUUUAUCGUACACAUCUUCAAGCUGAAUAUAAUCGAAAACGAGCAAUUACAUCUUCACAGUUUGGGCCGAAUUGUCAAAUAGAAUUCGUUCAAAAUCUUUCUCAACUCCCAAAUGAAAAUGAAUUGAAUGAGAAUUGGAAUAUUGUGGUUAAAAAAAUACCUGAAAACGUUACUGAAAAUGAUUUAAGAAACUUAUUUUUUAAUUCUAAUGAAAUUAAAUAUAUUCCAGCAAGAAAUGUACAAAAAUCAAAUACAAAUCAGAAAAUUUUACUUGGAUACGCAUUUUUAUCUUUUACAAAUACUGAACAAGCGGAUGAAGUUAUGAAUAAUGCUCACCAAUAUCAAAUAAAUAAUCAACCGUUAAUAUUAUCUUAUUAUAAUUAA
Messenger RNA from Adineta steineri, 1830 nucleotides. The record is from the annotation of a GenBank genome assembly. Lineage: Eukaryota; Metazoa; Rotifera; Eurotatoria; Adinetida; Adinetidae.